Nicotiana attenuata is the source of this 963-nucleotide messenger RNA. RefSeq lists its product as uncharacterized. The transcript is spliced from 2 exons. The record is from RefSeq and is a predicted model, not a curated record. The coding region runs from base 1 to 963 and encodes 320 amino acids. Lineage: Eukaryota; Viridiplantae; Streptophyta; Magnoliopsida; Solanales; Solanaceae.
AUGAACCAAAGGAAAUAUGCAUUGGAGCUUGUAUCAGAAUGUGGAUUGGGUGGAGCAAAGCCUACUGAUUCACCUCUGGAUCAGAACUUAAAACUCACCAGUGUAGAAUAUGAUAAACAUUGUGAAGGGCAAACAAAUGAUGAGGAUCUGGAAGAUAGGAGAGUAUAUCAGAGAUUAAUUGGGAGGCUAUUAUACCUGGCAAUCACAAGACCUGACAUAUCUUUUGCAGUCCAAGUUCUAAGUCAGUUCAUGAAUGCUCCAAAACAAUCACACUAUGAAGCAGCUUUAAGGGUAGUGAGAUAUGUUAAAGGUUCACCAGGACCUGGACUGAUGAUGAGCAGCAAAACUAGUGGAAAAGUAGCUGCAUUUUGUGAUGCAGAUUGGGCAUCAUGCUCAAUGACCAGGAAGUCAGUCACAGGCUACUGCAUAAAACUGGGAGAUUCCAUUGUCUCAUGGAAAUCCAAGAAACAGAUUACUGUAUCAAGGAGUUCAGCAGAAGCUAAGUAUAGAAGCAUGGCCACUACUGUAGCUGAAUUGGUAUGGAUACAUGGAUUAUUAGAGGAAUUGGGAGUGAAAGUUGAUUUACCUAUGGAGCUUCAUUGUGACAACAAAGCAGCCCUACAAAUUGCAUCUAAUCCAAUGUAUCAUGAGCGCACAAAGCAUAUAGAAAUCGAUUGCCACUUUAUUAGAGAAAAAUUACAGCAAGGGUUGAUCAAGACAUCACAUGUUUCAAGCAGGAAUCAAAUAGCAGAUAUCCUGACUAAGGCACUAGGGAAACAAUUGCACAGUGAAAUGGUUGGCAAGUUGGGGAUGAUAAACAUCUUCUCACCACCCAACUUGAGGGGGAGUGUAGAAAUUAGUCAUAGCAAUGUCAAUCGACUUCAAUUCGAUCAGAAACCCCGUAACAUGAAGGCACCACUAGAUGGUGCAGAUAAACUUCCUAAAAUAAUUGUGUAUAUCUAG